AUGCAGUACAACGGUUUAAGAGUUAAAUUCGGUUGGUCGGACGCUUUAGCUGACAAGGAGUACUUUUUCAAUAUCCCCCGUAUUCUCUCUCAAGCUGAGAGCGAUGGUUGGCGCCGAAUGGAGCGUCCUCCAGGGCCGUUGCCAGAACUCCGUCUCUAUUGUCCUGUUGGAAGGGCUGUUUGCCCACUAUAUGAUCCCUCAGGAUUUGUAGCCGGUUUGCAACUAGCGUUUCCCGUUGAUGAAAUAAUAACUCCCAGUUUCAAACCGGACAAAAGGUUCACCAAAUGGAGCGUGCCUGCGUCUGAUGGUGAACCAGCUAGAGAAUAUUGGACCAUAACACAAUUCUUGGUAUCAGAAGAAUCAUUGAAAGCGGGAGCGGGACCUCAAGUCGAAAAUGGCGCGACGCUUCAAGAUGGCGGCGUUUGGGUCAAGGAUUUAGAAGGACAAUACAUUCGUAUACCGAGCACAGAGGCAGAACUUAACACCACACAGUUCAAGAAACAGAACUGUAUUCCAAAUAUGGGUACCCACUAUUAUUACAAUAUGUCGCGGGAAACGAGCUGUGAAAAUCUGCUGCCCUGGUUCGCUCUCACGACCAGGGGUUACCUGGUGGGAGUGGGCUUCCAGGUGGUGGGAAAACUGACUAAGCCCACUGCUGGACGGGAUUGGUUCGAAGUUGUCAAUGGUAGACAAGUUGUUAAGACGGUUGCACCAUUCGCUCCAGAGUGUCUUCUUAAGUUGUCUGACAACUAUCCCAUAAUCAGCCUGCACAUUUACUACAUCGACAAACCGUGGACGGUGAAAUGCAGAUCUGGUGACUCCAUUGCUCCAGCAUCACCUCUGGACCGUCUGUUGCUGAACGGACAAAGAUAUACAACAGUCGUUGUUGAUGAACUCAAAAAAAUAUUUUACAGUUAUUAA
This is a messenger RNA of Danaus chrysippus (African queen), 921 nucleotides long. The record is from the annotation of a GenBank genome assembly. NCBI's taxonomy places the organism in Eukaryota, Metazoa, Arthropoda, Insecta, Lepidoptera, Nymphalidae.